AUGGCAUCUCUGCAUCCGCACGACCACUUUUACUCAGGCAGAACAAGCGGUUACAGCAGCCACUCCGUGUCGCCCGAAGCCGAGAAGAUGCUCAAGAACCCGAAUGGCUCUCCGGGCCCCGAGUCCGGUGCCAUUCCCGAUGGACUGGAAGUGAAUCAGGGCAUGGAUUUCAACAAUGCGCCCCAGCCGUAUUAUCCCCAGUCGCAGCACCAGCCCGCGCCGUACUAUGACCACCAUGCGACGUCGCCUCAGACGCAGUACACGCAAACAACCUACACGAAUAACCACACUCCCGUCGGCGUGCCACCUGCAGGGGAGAAGGGCGACCCGCGUGAUGGGAGGAUAUGCAGCCUGCGCAAACCUACCUUCUUCUUGAUGCUUGUGUCCCUCUUCCUCCUCUGCGCUCUGAUCGCGGUCGCCGGUGCCCUUGGAGCUGUUGUAGCCCAGAAGAAUUCAGAGCUGGCAAAAGCCACGGCAUCUGCAGCCGCCGGAUCAUCCAGCACAUCGACGCCCUCCGGAACAGCCAAUGCCAUCCUCGACCUCAGUAAACCCGCACCUACUGACACGGCUGUCAAGAAGGGUGAAUGCGGCACUAGCUCAAGCAAGCCGACAUGGGAAGUCCCAGGAACGAAUCUCACCUUCGAGAAGGAUUGCGGCAGCGACUACAUCUACAACGACAUUGGCAAGGUGCCGACCACAAACAUCGAGGAGUGCAUCCGACUCUGUGCUGUCUUCAACGUUAAUAAGCAAACUGAGCUCGGUCGCUGCGCCGGCAUUGUUUAUCUCUACAAGGAUGAUCAGGGCAACGACGACCCGUAUUGCUGGUUGAAGUACACCAAGAACACCAACCAGAUCUUGUCAAAGGACUACACGGAGUCGGCAUGGAUUUUAUAG
This is a messenger RNA of Colletotrichum chrysophilum, 894 nucleotides long. RefSeq lists its product as uncharacterized. The coding region runs from base 1 to 894 and encodes 297 amino acids. The transcript has 2 exons. NCBI's taxonomy places the organism in Eukaryota, Fungi, Ascomycota, Sordariomycetes, Glomerellales, Glomerellaceae. The record is from RefSeq and is a predicted model, not a curated record.